AUGGAGAAAGAAGGAAACUAUUCGCAGGCUACAGGAAAUUAUCCUGCUAUUGACUAUUCUAUUGAAAAUCAGCAGCAGCAGCAGAUAAUGAGGCCACAAAUUGGAGAAACUUAUGCUGAUAAUACCUGUCAAAUGGUUGAUUAUAUGCUCAAUAAUCCUCCACUUCAAUCCUCUAAUUUUUGCGGUUCGACUUCGUUGGAUAAGUUGAGUUUUGCAGAUGUGAUGCAACUGGCAGAUUUUGGCCCCAAGUUAGCAUUAAAUCAAGCUAGAACUUCUGAUAAUCGAGAAACUGCAGGAGGGAUUGAUCCAGUUUACUUCCUCAAGUUUCCAGUUUUAAACGAGAGAUUGCAAGAUGAUCAAUCCCUACUGGGGGCACCUCAAGCCCUUGGAGACAAUCAAGAAAGUAAUGGUAAAGCAGUGGAAGAAGGUGGUGAAGAUAUGUUUGAGGAGAAUAACUCGGUUCAAUUAAGGUUUCACGGGAAAAAUCUUGAAAAAAACCCAGUUCCGGAAUCAGGUAAGAACAAGAGAAAGAGGCCUAGAACUAUAAAGACGAGUGAAGAAGUUGAAAGCCAAAGGAUGACACAUAUCGCAGUCGAAAGAAACCGGAGAAAACAAAUGAAUGAGCAUCUUCGAGUUCUUAGGUCCCUCAUGCCUGGUUCUUGUGUCCAAAGGGGAGAUCAAGCUUCGAUAAUAGGUGGAGCCAUUGAGUUUGUGAGAGAAUUAGAACAACUUCUCCAAUGCCUAGAGUCGCAAAAGAGGCGACGACUCUGUGGAGAUGGCCAAGGACCUAUAGGAGAUCCUUCUCUUGUGGUGCAUGAGCAGCAGCAGCCUCAACAACCAUUUCUAAUUCCGCCGGUGCCUAAUCCACUUAAUGAUCAAGUUAGACUCGUCGAAUAUGAAACUGGACUGCACGAAGUAACAGCCGAAAGCAAGUCAUAUUUGGCUGAUGUUGAAGUGAAGGUUUUAGGGUUUGAUGCACUUAUCAAGAUUUUAUCAAGAAGGAGACCAGGCCAGCUCAUUAAGGCCAUUGCAGCACUUGAAGAUUUGCAGCUUAAUAUUCUUCACACCAACGUUACUACAAUCGAACAAACUGUUCUCUAUUCUUUCAAUGUCAAGAUUACUAGCGAAGCAAGGUUUACUGCUGAAGACAUAGCAAGCUCUGUUCAACAAAUAUUCAGUUUUAUUCACGCAGAAAGCAGCAUAUGA
Fraxinus pennsylvanica is the source of this 1206-nucleotide messenger RNA. Lineage: Eukaryota; Viridiplantae; Streptophyta; Magnoliopsida; Lamiales; Oleaceae. The record is from the annotation of a GenBank genome assembly.